This is a messenger RNA of Doryrhamphus excisus (bluestripe pipefish), 4444 nucleotides long. The record is from RefSeq and is a predicted model, not a curated record. NCBI's taxonomy places the organism in Eukaryota, Metazoa, Chordata, Actinopteri, Syngnathiformes, Syngnathidae.
CCCGAAAAGCACAACAGGAAGUGUUUUCUGCUGGCGGGAAAUACACUCUUCCUUGUACGUUGCCGAACUGUGAUUUUGUCUGCACCGUCGUUCUGGUGUAUUUGUGAAUUUAUACACAUUAGUUCGAUCAUGAAGGCUGAAAUUGAUAGAAUAAUUUACCUGUCAGAUGGCGACAGUUCUGUGGAGCUUCAAAAAUACUUGUCCUCCGUGACUGAAGACAAGUUGACCACGCUACUUACCAACAGUGCAUUGAAGGGCAAGAACGUUGGCCUCAUUAUUAAAGCCAUAUUCAAAGGCUCUCCACCCAAUUCCACCGAAGGGUCAAAUCGCAGACUGCUGCUUUAUCAACAUUGUAUCCCACUCUGUGAGUCUGGUGACCUCCAAAGUGAAGUGGCAGCUGACAUCAUUGGACUGCUCAUGCUAGAGACACACACUCUGAAUGGAUCCUCUCUUGCAAAACUGGCAGAAUUUUUUGUUAAAGAAGUAAAAGUGGGAAAAAUAUUCCAUGGGAAGUCUUUGGAAUUAUUUCCUACGGUGCUCACUGCCCUGGCAGCCUGUGAAAAGUUGUCAUAUGGUAAAGGUGAACUCAGUGGUGAGGAAUACAAGAAACAGCUGAUCAAUAGCCUCUGCUCAAGCAGAUGGGACUCACAGUGCGUUAUCCACUUGACCACGAUGUUCAGGGAUGUGCCUUUGUCAUCAGACGAGCUGAAAUUCCUAGCGGAGAAAGUGCUGCGUAUGUUCAGCAAACUUGACCUGCAGGUGAUCCCGCCGCUUGUUUAUCAGCUGCUGUUGUUAUCUGCAAAGGGUUGCAAGAGACAGAUCCUGGAUGGAAUCAUCGCUUAUUUUAAGCAGCAAGACAUAAGCCAACAUGAAGAGCAGAGACACGGAGAAAGCUUGGAUCUGGAGGUUCAGUCCAUACCACAGGAUCAGUUACGACAUGUUGAAGGAACGGUUAUCCUCCACAUUGUCUUUGCUGCAAGGCUGGACCAUGAACUUGGGAGAGAAUUCCUCAAAAGCAUCAAGACAUCAUACGGGGACCUCUGCCCUUUCAGCGUUGCUCUACUGCUCUCUGUUGCACGCAUCCAACGCUACGAGGAACAGGUGUUUGAACUUUUGAAGGGAGCGAUUAUGAAGAGCUUCAAAGAUGAACAGUUGCUGCAGGGAUCCAAGUUCUUGCAGGACCUCCUGCCUGAGCAUUGUAGUGUUUCUCAGAUGAUUUUGGACACAGUGAAAAACAGUGUGUUUGGAUGGGAUCAUGUGACCCAGGGGCUGGUGCAGCUGGGCUUCUUCCUAAUGGACACAUUUGGACCAAAACCUGGACCAUUUGGCAAGACCACAGAAGGGUCUGCGACUGUGGCCAGAACCCCCACUCAGCUGGCAUGCAAACUUGGAGGUCAGGUUCUCCUGCAGGGCUUUAAGAUGCACGAAGCAAUCAGAGGAGAUAUACUGGAGCAAGUUCUGAAUAGGCUGGUCACAAAGACCGCCUCACCUGUCAAUCAUUUCUUAGACCUGUUUUGUGACAUUGUGACCUCCGCUCCUAUGAUACUACUGGAGUCGUCCUCCAAGGUGACAGAGACUUUUGAUCACCUGUCAUACCUGCCUUUGGCCACAGUGCAGGGCUUGCUGAAAGCUGUCCAGCCUCUGCUGAAAGUCAGCAUGUCCAUGAAAGAUGCUUUGAUUCUGGUUCUCCGAAAGGCCAUGUUUUCCAGCCAAUUGGAUGGGCGAAAGUCGGCCGUGACUGGCUUCUUGUUGUUGUUGAAGAACUUCAAAGUGUUGGGCAGCUUGUCCUCCAGCCAGUGCAGCCAGACAAUCUCCUCAAGCCAGAUCCAAGUGGACGUUCAUUCUCGCUAUAAUGCUGCUGCCAACGAAGCGUUCUGUCUGGAGAUCCUCAGCAGCCUCCGUCGUUGCCUCGGCCAGCAGGCGGAUGUGCGCAUCAUGCUCUAUGAGGGCUUCUAUGGCGUUCUCAGUCGGAACUCUCAGCUCGCAAGCGCCAUCAUGCAGACACUUUUAUCACAGCUGAGGCGCUACUACGAACCUGAACAAGAUCUCCUGCCCCCUGUGAAAUUGCAGCCAUGCAUCACUGCUCAUGGAGAACAAGUCCACAUUCAGGAGCCUUUGGCCCACCUUGUGAGCUGCACUGUGCAUUGCCUGUUGUGGCUUAAAAAUAUGCCACGUUCAACCAGAACCGACGACAGUGAUGAGGACGAGGACGAGGACGAGGAGGGAUACCAGUCAGAGCUCCAGACAAUUCUAGAGAGCGUGACAAAACGCAUGAUUAAAUGUGAAAUGGAGGACUUUGAACUGGACAAGUCAGCCGAAUUCUCGAAUGGAUCCAGUGUUGGCGUGAAGAAUAAUAUAUUUGCUGUGCUCGUGCUGGGAUUGUAUGAGGUCCUCAUAGAGUAUAACUUUACCAAGGCUAAUUACAGUAAAAUCCACUUCGAGGAGCUGAUGGAGCUUUUUAACCGCUACCACAAGCUGUGUGAGAUCCUGAGGGAGAAAUCUGGAAAGGCUCGGAUGCCCUCAAACAAGAUUCCUCGAAGUUUACUUUCCAUGAACUUUAUAUCGACUCUUCUCACCGUGCUCUUCAGGGACAGUUCUCAGAGCAGAGAGGAGGCGGUCUCUGUGCUGCGCUCCAGUGAUGAAUUUCUGCGUUAUUCGCUUUGCGUGGCGGUGCAGAAGAUCCAGCAGCUGGAGGAAACGGGCGUGGCAGACGGCCCAGAUGGACAAAGCUCAGACUUGACUUUCCGCUUCCUGUGUGAUAUGACAAGUGUGCUCAUGUGGCGGUACACCUACGUCCCGAGCACAGUGGAGGAUGCUGGGAAGAAGGAUAAGCGGUCCAGUCUGUCACAUUUGUGCCUGGAAGGUCUUCUCAGGAUAUUCACAACCUGUCAGCAGCGCUACCCUGAUAAGAUGCCCAAGCUUCUCUCUUCCAUCGGAAACUCUCAGGAUGUCGCUGAGCAAGAAGAUGGCGACGGGAUUAAUUAUGUUUACAUCCGUCAAUUUCAGAGAGCGUUAUUUGCCCAGUUAAGUCGAGGAGAAGAUGACUUCAACAGCAAAGAAGCUCAGCUCUUGGUCAGCAUUUUGAGUGUGCUUUCCCUCCAGUUAAAGCCCUCAUCUCAGCAGUUUGUCCAGAUGAUCACGUGGACGGUGAAAAUCUGCAAGGAGACCCACUUUGAGGACGCAGCUUUGUCCAAGGGGUUGCUCUCGCUUCUCUUCAGCCUGCACGUUCUCUUUAAGAGCCCUGCCAGCUUGGUGCUCGAACUCUGCCAGGACAUCCACAGCCACCUGGGUGAUAUUGAUCAGGAUGUGGAGGUAGAAGAACAGUCCCACUUUGCUAUUGUCAACAAGAAGACGGCAACGGCUGCAGCACUGCUGGUCUUAUCCCAAGUGGACAAGGUGCUAGAUGAAGUGGACUGGCUGAUCAGUAGAAGGAAAAACCACACAGCCUCUGACAGAUCAGACCCUGACGAGGAGAGCACACAGGCUGCAGGUCGUCAGGAUCCUGUGGAAAAAGCAGUGACGCUGCAGCUCGGCACCCUUUUGACAGCACUAAACGAGUUGGUCCAGACCACACUGCAGCUUGGGACUUGUACCCUCACAUUGCUGAGAGAACUGAGCCGCACGUACACCAUCCUCACCACGCUGGUUAAAUAUUACAUCCAAAUGUGUGCCACUCAAAGUGGUAAACUACCUUCACGCUUUGAGAAGCUGGUCAAACUGUCUGGUUCCCACCUGACUCCACAAUGCUACUCUUUCAUCACAUACGUCCAGGGUGGAGAUUCGAGUACUUCGGGUGUAGAUAAGAAGAAAAAGAAAAGGACUGAAGUGAACACUGUUGCUUCUGCAAAACUCCUCCGUGAAACAAAGGCUAUUCCCAAUUUAAUCUUCAGCAUUGAACAGUAUGAGAAAUUCCUCAUCACUCUCUCCAAGAAGUCAAAAGUGAACCUGAUGCAAUACAUGAAACUGAGCACAUCACGAGAUUUCCGCAUCAACGCUGCUACCCUGGACGCGGCCCUGCAGGAGCAAGACGACAGUCAGGAGGUAAGCGUCAAAGUGGAUGAUUCUGUGUUUCCGUGUUUACAUUUAUCUCUAUUCUCUUUAAGGCUGUGUCCCAAGAUUUGGAAGAAACUCAAGAACCCAAACAGAAGAAAAAGAGAAAGCAAUGAGCCGAGAUGCUCCUGUUGGUUCGACGCCGAUGAGCCUCCAGGCAACUUGUGUUCACUUGUUCUGUGUAUCCUUUCCCUGGGUUCCUUUAUUGAGGGAGCCUUUGGUGAUGUCAAUUAUUUGGUAGAUGUCCAAGGCUUCGCCUAAAAAGCACAUUAUGUUUGUUAAUGUUUUCUCGAAUAUUAGUUUAUUUUUAACUAGGACUACAUUUUAUAUGUAUUAACACAAAUGGUCACCGGUAGUGGCUGUCUUUUUGGCUGACAUUAAAACUUCUACCAUG